AUGGUGGAUGCCGACGCGCCGCCCUUCGAUCCCUCGGAGCGCGUGCUGGAGAUUUCCGCUGCCUCCUUGGAGUCCCGCGUGAAGGUGGCGGAGGACUUGGCCCGGGAUGGCCCGGCCGGGCUCCCGAUGAAGUGGCUGUCGUUUGGGCAACUUGUCAUGGGCCACCGCGGCGAGACAUUGAGAAGCAUCAUCCAGAGCAGCAAAGCGCAGGUGCAGCAGCACAAGGCUGAGCACCUGGAGGACUGUGCAAUCCGGAAGAACCGCCCAGUUGUGAGGCAAGUCCACAGUGCCCUGGAGCAGCGCGGCCGCGAGGGCGGGCUUCCCUGCUUCAGCUCUGCGCUGAUGGACCUCGGCGUGGGCCUUGCAGGUCCCAGUGGCCUCGCCAGUGGCCUCGCUGGCCUGGGCCCAGGCGGUGGGGGUCUUGGCCUCGGACUCGGCGUUUCCAGCGACCUGGGGACGCUGACGCUGCAGCUGGCGAUGCCCAACGAGGAGGUCGCGCGUUUGUUGGCGAACGACUCCUCCGGUAUUGCGCGGCGCGCUGGUGUCAAGCUCUCGUCGACGCGAGGGGCUGGCGGCUUGCCAGUGCUCAAGGUGGCAGGCACUGCUGUUGCCAACUCGGUGGCUUGCUACCUCAUCCAGGACCGCAUCUUCAUGAUGCAUUGA
Molecule: messenger RNA, 663 nt
Organism: Effrenium voratum
Lineage: Eukaryota; Dinophyceae; Suessiales; Symbiodiniaceae
Source: the annotation of a GenBank genome assembly